This is a messenger RNA of Durusdinium trenchii, 2691 nucleotides long. The record is from the annotation of a GenBank genome assembly. NCBI's taxonomy places the organism in Eukaryota, Dinophyceae, Suessiales, Symbiodiniaceae.
AAUUGACGCUACUCCCCUUCUUUUCGAUGUUCAGCCAUGCGCUUUAAACGCCAUGCCAGUGCUGCCUUUUUGCUGCUGAUAGCUGUAGUGCUCCUGGCGCCGAAGCCGUUUGAGGUCUCUGCCUCACCCUUCGAGUUUGCCACGAGGUACUACGAAUUUGACCGGAAGCGGCUACGAUGGUUGUGGUGGCCUGCAAUUCUUUAUUUGUUUUGGGGUAUGGCUCACGUGUGUGACAUUUACUUCGUGAGCUCCAUUGAAGUCUUCAGCAAGAAAUUCAAGAUCCCGGACGAUGUGGCGGGCGCAACGCUCAUGGCCCUGGGGUGCAAUGGGCCAGAACUCUCCUUGAACACGAUUGCGAUUUUCCAGCCCUCCAACAUCGGUGUAGGUGCUGUGAUCGGGGGAGAGGUUUUCAACGUUCUGGUCAUUAUCGGGACUGCACUGCUGGCGACUCCAGAGGAGUACAUGCCGCUGCGCGUUGGCCAGUAUUCAUUCUGGCGCGAUGUGAUUUUCUAUGCGAUCUCUGUAUUGUUGCUCUAUCACGCUCUAUAUGAUCGCGUGAUUGAUGUCUGGAAUGUAGCUUUCCUUCUCUCUGGCGGCCUUGCCUACGUGCUGACCGUUGUCUUCUCCGGCAAGUUCAGAAACUUCUUCCGACAAAAGAAGAGGCAGCUUCACCAUCACCGACAGAGAUCGAAAGAUACUGAGAGUGGUGUGUACUCCAUGACGUCAGAAUGUUCUGACUCUCCUGUGGGUGCAGGCGGUACUGUAUACUACCGAAUGUCGCCAAUGCUGAAUCCCCGCACAAACCAGCCGGAUCCGCAAAAGGUGCUUUACUGGAACCAAGCUAGCCAAAGUGCUGAUCCUUUCAGUGGCAGCGUGCUUCAGAUCCGAACAGAGAUGCGGAAUCGCUUGAUGGACCGGGCGGCCCGCAGCGAUUGGCGUUAUGUUGUGCUCUUGGAGAGUGCUUUGGUGGUGAGUACCCUGAUUGACCCGAGGACUUACGGUUCCGACAUGAGUCGGUGUGCAUCUGGCAUGGUCUUCCAAUCAAAAGACACUGAGACGGGUUGGCAUCACGGUGGCUUGAUCAACAAGCCGCGGCAGUUUCCGGCACGGGCCAAUACAGACUCCCCCAGCGCUUCUACUCAAAACCUUGUGAGCAAGCAGGAGCAUAUGCCCUCGAUGUUCCGCGCAAGUCCAUGGGAAGUGAUCCCGCUUGAGGAUAUCAUUUGGAUGGAACGACCACUCGCUGAUCGCACGCGAUUCAAUGUGCACGUGCACAUGCAUAACUCUGACCUUGCUCAGCUGAUGCCAGUGGUCCUUCUUGAGUUCAUUGCCACAAAAGAGGAGAUCGUCGAGGCUUGGUCCCAAGCACUGAAGGAGGGCAUUCUUCACCAUCGAACUCAAGCUGCUGUUGGACCGCCACAUACCACUGCGCAGAGCGUGCUGCUAAAAUGGCUGGAGUGGUUUCAAUUCCCAAUCAAAUCCUUCACGGAGCUGACAAUUCCAGAUGUCAGCCGGGAGGAUUCAGAGCAUUUAUAUGCUUGGGCAUUUGUGUUAAGUAUGGUUUGGCUGGCGCUGUUCGCCUACCUCGUGGUGGGAGCCUGUGAUGGUAUCCACCAGGACUUUGGCAUUUCUACCUCGGUCUUGGGCUACACAGUUGCUGCAGCUGGUACCUCCUUCCCCAACGUUUUCAGCGGCAUUUGUGUGGCCAGGCAAGGAAAGACCACCAUGGCCGUCGCCAAUGCCCUGGGAGCUAAUGUACAAAAUGUUUUCCUUGCCUUGGCAAUUCCAUGGGCCAUCCAGUGCGCCAUCAACAGGGGAAGCUUUCACUUGCCCUUCACCGGACUGGAAAGCGCGGUAGUGGAGAUCUAUGUCACGCUGCUUCCAGUGAUAUUGGUCUACAUUUUUUGCAGCAACAAGUUCCCCAAAUGGUCUGGAUACGUUUUCAUUUUGAUGCUUAGAUAUGAACAUGGAAAGGUUUCAACAAUCAUUGGAUAAAUCUACAUAGUUGCAAGGUUGCAAUCAACACGUCUAUGUAGAGCAAAUUGGAUAGCAGGCAGGAGAUAUUCCACACCACUUGUCUUGGCAUUUGCUAGAGUGUCAGGGCGGCUGCAAUGAAUAAUUUGUUGCCUCGGCAAUCGCAGGACACGGCUCAGAUUCUUAGAAGAUCAGACUAAAAUAGACUUGACAGAUAUCAGUUUUGUGGACUCUGAAUGUGGUUGACCCAUGUUGACCAUAGCUCUAGUGAACUCCCGAUAGUGCGUGCUGGAUCGGUGUUGUGUACUGAUCUCAGUGCACUGACGGAUAUGAACAUCUAUGAACACGCCCCACCGAAAGGGUAUUUCAAGCACGAUGCUUUGGCAUCAAAACCGACCUAAAUGGCCAUGCCAACCUGAUUAGCGAUGGCCUCCAACCUAGUAGCGACGAACACUAUGACUCGGGAAGGGUUUGACCAGAUCUGAUCUCUUCUUCUUCGCUCUAAGGAUCUAUGCUUGCUACUUGGCGGUGGCACUGACUCAAGAUACUCUGCAUUGCCCUGCGUGGCCCUUUUAUUGCAGGUCAGACUUGCCACCCUCAGUCUGAGCGGUGGAACCAGCUGUGCCCGGCAGUGAAAUUGCUUGUCAUGGCUUGUCCUUACGAACAGCCAAUGCCCUAUGUGCGCCUUGCGCGCGGCAUCCGCAUGACUUGAUUUGG